Desarmillaria tabescens is the source of this 748-nucleotide messenger RNA. Its product is annotated as ubiquitin-related domain-containing protein. The transcript has 5 exons. The coding region runs from base 54 to 287 and encodes 77 amino acids. The record is from RefSeq and is a predicted model, not a curated record. NCBI's taxonomy places the organism in Eukaryota, Fungi, Basidiomycota, Agaricomycetes, Agaricales, Physalacriaceae. Gene Ontology annotation, biological process: modification-dependent protein catabolic process; protein neddylation; regulation of proteolysis. Gene Ontology annotation, cellular component: nucleus; cytoplasm. Gene Ontology annotation, molecular function: ubiquitin protein ligase binding; protein tag activity.
UUCAUAACCAUCUGCAUAGACGCAACUAUACCUGUCCAGCUCGAUCCUACACGAUGUUAAUCAAAGUCAAGACCUUGACAGGAAAGGAGAUCGAGCUAGAUAUUGAUCUUGAUGACAAGAUCACUCGAAUCAAGGAGAAAGUUGAGGAGCAAUCCGGUGUCCCUCCGCCACAGCAGCGAUUGAUUUUCAGUGGCCGUCAAAUGGCUGAUGACAAGACCGCGAGGGAAUUCAAUAUUGCACCAGGAUCAGUGCUGCAUCUGGUCCUUGCUCUCCGUGGUGGGCGGUAAUUCGGGAGUCAGAACACAGUUGUAUGCUUAAUUGGUCGUCGUCGCAAUGUAUCUCAUGUCGGUGCUCUCACGCAGUCACAGUUAUUUGCAGUGUUUAUAGAAUCAAGCCUUUUAAUCGAUUCCUUUUUGAUCGUCAUGCGCUCUACAGGCCUCAGAUAUUGACCGUCUCCACUCUUCCUUCCGAUAUACUCACGUUGAGGAUCAGUUGAAGAACUUCCCUGUGUCCAUCUUUACAUUUGCUUUUAUCUGUUGUCAUGCUACUCAUCGUCUUAUGUGAGGUUGUUGAAGCGUAUGCGAUAUGAACCCCCCCAGAAAAUGGAAAGAUAUCAUAAUGCAUUGACAGAACGACAGUUUUGGCAUGAUCAGGUACAUCAAAUAUCAAGAAUUCGAAGAUUUUUCGAGUACAUAAAUCAUUUCAAUUGUGUGCGAGGUUCGGGUUCGAGAAAAAUCUAGUCAUUCAA